CGUGCUCACCCCACUGGCCCCGCCAGGCCCGCCAGGGCCCCCCAGGCCUCCCGGGCUCUGUGACGACAGCCCCACCAGCUGCUUUGGGGUGGGCAGCCCUCAGGAGGAAGGGCUGCCCCGGGAGGAGCCAGCUGCCCCUCCAGAUGUGUUCUCAGGCCCUGCCCGAUGCCCUGCCCCCUAUACCUUCUCCUUCGAGAUGCUGGUGACCGGGCCAUGCCUGCUGGCAGGCCUGGAGAGCCCCUCACAUGCCCUGCGGGCAGACGCCCCCCCUCACGCCAGCUCUGCAGCCACCAUCUGUGUCACACUGGCUGAGGGGCACCGAUGUGACAGACCCUUGGAGAUCCUGCUGCACCCCAGCGAGCCGUACCAGCCACACUUGAUGCUGGAGGCCGGCAGCCUGAGCUCGGCGGAGUACGAAGCCCAGGUGCGGGCCCGCAGGGAUUUCCAGAGGCUUCAGCAACGGGACAGUGACGGGGACCGGCAGGUGUGGUUCCUGCAGCGCCGCUUCCACAAGGACAUCCUGCUGAACCCUGUGCUGGUGCUGAGCUUCUGCCCAGACCUGAGCUCCAGCCCCAGACACCUGGGCACGGCAACUCGGGAGCUCCUCUUCCUCCUGGAUGGCAGCAGCGCAGCAUACAAGGAUGCCAUUGUGCUGGCUGUGAAGUCCCUCCCCUCUCAGACCCUUGUCAACCUGACCGUGUUUGGGACUUCAGUGCAGCCGCUCUUCCUGGAGAGCCGGCCCUGCAGCGAUGACACCGUGCAGCUGGUCUGUGAGAGCAUCGAGACCCUGCAGGCAGCAUGGGGUACCUCGGAUGUGCUGCCUGCGCUGGACUGGGCCCUGGGGCAGCCACAACACAGGGCUCACCCUCGGCAGCUGUUCCUGCUCACCUCUGCCUCGCCUGGGGCUGCCACCACCCACCAAGCCCUGGAGCUCAUGAGGUGGCACCGGGGGGCAGCCAGGUGCUUCUCCUUCGGGCUGGGACCCGCCUGCCAUCAGCUUCUCCAGGGGCUGGCUGCGCUCAGUAGGGGCAGGGCCCACUUCCUGCGGCCUGGGGAGAGGCUGCAGCCUUUGCUGGUGCAGGCUCUGAGGAAGGCCUUGGAGCCUGCUCUCAGUGACAUCUCCGUGGACUGGUUCGUGCCGGAUGCUGUGGAGGCCCUGCUGACCCCUCGGGAGAUCCCGGCCCUCUACCCUGGGGACCAGCUGCUCGGCUACUGCUCACUCUUCAGGGUGGAUGGCUUCCGGAGCCGGCCUCCUCCGGGGGGCCAAGAGCCUGGCUGGCAGAGCUUUGGUGGCUCCGUGUUCCCAUCCCCAGAGGAGGCGCCAUCUGUCACCAGCCCUGGCACUGAGCCCACUGGCGCCUCAGAGCCACUAGGAACGGGCACUGUGUCUGCAGAGCUGUCCAGCCCAUGGGGUGCUAGGGACUCGGAGCAGAGUACGGAUGCUCUGACGGACCCAGUCAUCAUCGACCCCGGACCCAACCCCUCCUCCAACACGGCCAUAUGGCGCCGCAUCUUCCAUUCCUCAUACAUCCGGGAGCAGUACGUCCUCACCCACUGCUCUGCCAGCCCUGAGCCAGGGCCGGGCUCCACCGGGAGCAGCGAGUCCCCAGGCUCCCAGGGCCCUGGCUCACCAGAGGGCACCUUCCCCCUGGAUCCCCCUUCUCAGCAGGGCUGCCGCAGCCUGGCUUGUGGGGAACCUGUGGGCUCCCGAUCUUGCCCGCUGCCAGCACCUCCACAGGCUUCACUCAAGGCAGGAGCCCUGAGUGCCGAGGUGCUGGGCCGGCGGCACAGAGCAGCUCUGGCUGGCCGAAGUCUCUCGUCCUUGCCAGGCUGGGCAAACCCAGUACCUGGCCAACCUCAGCACCCCUCUCUGGGUGCAGUGCCGGAUGGGGCCGGCCCAGAGUCAGGCCAACAGCUGGGUCAGGGCCUGGAUGACUCAGGAAACCUGCUUUCCCCAGGCGCCAUGGACUGGGACAUGUUGAUGGAGCCACCCUUCUUGUUCACUGAGGAGCCAGCCCCUCCAGCUGAGCCACUGCCUCCCCAGGCCCCCCACUGCCAUGUGGUGAUCCGGGGCCUGUAUGGCGAGCAGCCGUUGUGCUGGGAGGUGGGCGUUGGGCUGGAGACACUGUGGGGGCCCGGGGAUGGCUCAAGGCCUCCAUCGCCUGCCGCUGGGAGAGAAGCUGCUUGGGACCAAGCACUCCACCGGCUGACAGCAGCCUCUGUGGUUCGGGACAAUGAACAGCUGGCACUCCGAGGGGGGACAGAGCCGGGCCACGCGAGGAGGUCGAUGCUCCGAGCCCUUCAGACGAGCAAGGUCAGCUUGGCCCCCUCCUGCUUCACCUACCCAGUAGCUGUGGAUGCGGCCACCAGGGAGGCGCUGCCUGAUGCUCUUCAGGUGCGGAGCUCAGACCCAGCAGAGCCGCCCGGCCCUUCUCCGGCCUCUCAGGGCCCACUAGACACGGCUGCGCUGCUCACGUCGGUCCCCCGCGAAGGUAUCGCCCACCCGGGGAAGGGGAAGGGGAGGGCCCCACCCGGCUGGUCCCACGCAGGGCUCCAGAGAGGCUCUCUGCAGGGGCCCAGCACAGCGACAACUUCAGGCUGGCUGCAGGCCCAGCACCUGCCCGAAGGCCUCGACCUGGCCGCCCUCAAGGCCGCAGCGCGCGGGCUCUUCCUGCUGCUGCGCCACUGGGACCAGAACCUCCAGCUCCACCUGCUGUGCUACAGCCCGGCCAACGUGUGAGGACCACGCCCCUGGUCACUGCCACUACUGCCCAGGGUCCUGGGCGGCUCAUCCCUCCGUCCAGCCCUCUGCUCCCAGAAGUGCCUGCCUGUGCUCUCUCCCUCCCCUCUCCCCAUGCUGCUGCCCCCAGGCUCUGAGCUCUUGCCUCAGCAGAAGAGAAGAGAGCCAGCCCCCAAAUCCUAUGCAAUAAAGUGCCUCUCAGGACCACAGGGGGAGUGAGGUUUUAACCUUUAGUUUUCACAGCACUAGAGGGGGGACCCAGAUCUGUGCACUGAGCUAGCCCCACCCCUUUUUCGUUUGCUGAAGGGCCUCACUAAAUCACUAAGUUACCUAGGCUGGGCUUGAACUUGUG
Fukomys damarensis (Damara mole-rat) is the source of this 3092-nucleotide messenger RNA. It is a transcript of the gene Vwa5b2, whose product is annotated as von Willebrand factor A domain containing 5B2. Bases 197 to 2740 code for a protein of 847 amino acids. NCBI's taxonomy places the organism in Eukaryota, Metazoa, Chordata, Mammalia, Rodentia, Bathyergidae. The transcript has 16 exons. The record is from RefSeq and is a predicted model, not a curated record.